This is a messenger RNA of Neocloeon triangulifer, 1286 nucleotides long. RefSeq lists its product as uncharacterized. The transcript has 4 exons. The record is from RefSeq and is a predicted model, not a curated record. Bases 158 to 715 code for a protein of 185 amino acids. Lineage: Eukaryota; Metazoa; Arthropoda; Insecta; Ephemeroptera; Baetidae.
ACCCCUCCCCGAGCAACCCCUUAACUCCUGGUGCAGAUAGGAAGGAAAACAGUUCAAAAGAAGACUUCGUCGUGAAAGAUAUUUCUUAAGCAUUUUGCUAUCGAAUUUAGACCGAUUUUGCCAAGGAUAAAAGUAGAGGUUCGCAGUUGUCUCAGCCAUGGGCAAACACUACGCCAGGAUGAAAGCAGACAAGCGGAUGUUCGAUUCGGGACAGGCGUCCUCGGCGUCCACCAAGUACACGUACGAGGAGCAUUUGAAGAACCGGGCGAAUCCGCAGAUGCUGCGCGGCGCUUUCGGCAAGCGGGACAUGGACAGGUACGUGGACAAAUUCUUCGUGGUGACCCCGAGCAAAGUGCAGGUGGCCACGCCGUGCUGCGACAACUGCCGAGCGCGGAUUUACAGCCAGGGCAAGACAGGAAUCCGGCUGACCAAGGUAGAGGAAUUCGUCCAGAAGUUGCAGGCCCUGGACGAGGCGCACUCGGCUGUUUGUGAAAACGCCAACGUGGUCGUCUUCAAAGACGGCUUCGGCGAUGAUGAUGAUGAGGACAAUGUCUCCAUUAAGGUGCAUUGUCCUCAGUGCCAACGAGGAGGCUCCUUCGAGUUCGAGGCGAUCAAAGACCCGAGGCUGCUCGGAGAUGACGACUUCAUCGAGUUUCGCAACAGCAGCUUCCACUCCAGCCAUCAUUCUACAUGCAAACACAAGAACUGCUGCUGAAGAUGAGAAGUAAAGUUUUUUAUAGGGUAAGAUAAAACUGGAUCACAAUCAACGACUGAGGACCAUGGAGUUUUUAAUUUAGAGAAUAUACAUUUUGAGCGAAAGAAAGAAAACUCUGCUGCAAGUUUAUGUCAAGAAUUUAGUUAAAGUUUUGGAUAUAAUCGCAAAAAUCGUGCAAAUUAGAUUUAAAAAUUAAUUUCGAAGUAAGGCUUAAUUCUAUUAUGACUCGGAUUGAAUAUGUGAAGGUUCAACCCAAUGUAUCAACUUUUUUUUAUACAAGUGAUCUGUCAGUUUUGUACGUAUCUAUCUCACCAAACAAUAGCCUAGUGCGAGCUCUGAUUUGGGCACCAAUUGAGUGCAUAAAUGUUUUGUGUUCCUGCAUUGAAAGUGAAUACUGCAGUUUUACGUUUGUUUUCCAUAUAAUCACAAAGUUCGAAUAAACCAAAUAGCUUUUCAGAUAUGGAAGUUGCGUGGCCACUUUCUCAUUUGAAUUCAAAAACAGAUAGUUUGCCGUCACCUCUUGUAAAAGAGCAGAGGUUUCGAUUCCACACCGCUGCGCGUUGAAACCUCG